AUGGCCGCUGGUUCCAUGGAGAACAGUCAUCUGGCGCAGAUUGAGGCCCUGUUGGCGCCCAACUCCGCUCAGGAAUCACCCACAGUUGAAUUCAUUCCUCAGCUAUCUUACGCGCUACACCAGGUCAAAAAGGACCCAAACAGCAGCACCAACUCGCUGGAGGCUGCGACAUCCUCUAUCAGACACCGCUUGAAGCAGUGCAAGGCGCAUCUGGCCGAGAACGCCGCGUGCCGAGAACUUCUAAGCCAGACACCCGCCGAGUGGUCCAAAGUACUUGAACAAAGACAGAGAAACCUGGACGCAAAGCGUCAAGUAUUCCAGCAGCUCGAGGAACAAGUUCAGCGGCUGUGA
This is a messenger RNA of Lachancea dasiensis, 351 nucleotides long. The record is from the annotation of a GenBank genome assembly. NCBI's taxonomy places the organism in Eukaryota, Fungi, Ascomycota, Saccharomycetes, Saccharomycetales, Saccharomycetaceae.